Centropristis striata (black sea bass) is the source of this 5265-nucleotide messenger RNA. Its product is annotated as growth/differentiation factor 8-like. The transcript has 3 exons. The record is from RefSeq and is a predicted model, not a curated record. Gene Ontology annotation, biological process: SMAD protein signal transduction. Lineage: Eukaryota; Metazoa; Chordata; Actinopteri; Perciformes; Serranidae. Bases 116 to 1195 code for a protein of 359 amino acids. Gene Ontology annotation, cellular component: extracellular region. Gene Ontology annotation, molecular function: cytokine activity; growth factor activity.
UCCCUUCUGAUUAAAAAAAAAAAGAUCCUCCUCGGAGCCAAUCAUAAAGUCCCGAAGCCUGAGGACAGAUUCAUUUCGGCCAGCGUCACUGCGCGGAGCUCUUCUUCCCUCCAGGAUGCUCCUCUUUCUCGGCCUGGCCGUCUUCUUCUCUGUGGGUUCGUCCAUGGAGAUGAACCAGACCUCCAAACUGCUGGCGGAGAGCGGAGAGCAGUGCUCGGCCUGCGACUUCCGGGAGCACAGCAAACAGAUGCGGCUCCACAGCAUCAAGUCCCAGAUCCUCAGUAUCCUGCGGCUCGAGCAGGCUCCCAACAUCAGCCGGGACAUGAUCCGCCAGCUGCUCCCCAAAGCGCCUCCUCUGACGCAGCUCCUGGACCAGUACGACCCGCGGGUGGAGGACGAGGACCACGCCACGACGGAGACCAUCAUCACCAUGGCCACGAAGCCUAACCCGAUCGCCCAGGACGAACUGUCCUCCUGUUGUCUGUUCAGCCUCAGUCCGAAGAUCCAACCCAAGAACAUCCUGCGUGCUCAGCUGUGGGUUCACCUGCGCCCGGCGGACAUGGUCACCACCGUCUUCCUGCAGAUCUCCCGCCUCAAACUUGGGAAGGAGGGGAACAACACCCGCGUCCGAGUCCGCUCCCUGAAGAUCGACACGGACGCCGGCGCCGGCUCCUGGCAGAGCAUCGACAUCAAGUCUGUGCUGCAGGCCUGGCUGCGUCAGCCGGAGACCAACUACGGGAUCGAGAUCAACGCCUACAACUCGAAUGGAGAAGAUCUGGCCGUGACAUCAGCAGAGCCUGGAGAGGAAGGACUGCAACCGUUCAUUGAAGUGAAGAUCCUCGACACCCCCAAGAGGUCCCGCAGGGACUCCGGCCUCAACUGUGACGAGGAGUCGGCAGAGACCCGCUGCUGCCGCUACCCGCUCACUGUCGACUUCGAGGAGUUCGGCUGGGACUGGAUCAUCGCGCCCAAACGCUACCGGGCCAACUACUGCUCGGGGGAGUGCGAGUUCAUGCACCUGCAGCAGUACCCGCACGCUCACCUGGUGAACAAAGCCAACCCUCGAGGCACGGCGGGGCCCUGCUGCACGCCGACCAAGAUGUCGCCCAUCAACAUGCUCUACUUCAACCGCAAGGAGCAGAUCAUCUACGGGAAGAUCCCGUCCAUGGUGGUCGACCACUGCGGCUGCUCCUGAGGAACCCCGUGCAUCUGCAGGACAUGGACUCGUUCAUAGAAGCAAAAAAAAUGUGCAAAAUACACAACAUUUUGUUAAAAAUUUAAACCUAGACCAAGAAACAUCCGAUCUACAAAAGACGUGCAAGGAGAAUUCUCAAGGAAAGGACUCCUAGAGGGUUUUAAUUUUCAAACUUUUGCUCUCAUCCAAGUACAAAAAUUAGAUAUCUGACCAAACAUUGCAGAAACAGGAAGUAUUAUUCUGAAGAAAUAGAUCACAUAAUUCUUUAAAAUUCUAUACCUUCAAAUAUAGUCCUUAGACAUUACAGUCAUACCAGAGACAAUUCAGAAAUAAGAUGACUUGUUGACAUCUUAUCUAACUUUCUUAUUCUAACUUUUUAGCCUGCUGUCUUGUGAAAACGUGUCCUGAUUUGAGCCUUGACCAGAACAAACCCUGCAGGGCUUCUUCCAUUAUUUAGAAAAACAUGAACUGAGUGACACUGAGCUGACAGAUCGCCGUCCCCUGUCCCCAAGGCUUGUUUGCAAACUCCUCGCUGUGAUCUGUUCUCAACAGUGACGGAGAGAAAGAUGUCACAAUGUUCUGACUCUGAGACUGCUGCCCUGUGUGUCCCUACAUUUUAAUGAAUGUAUGUAGUGAGUUGAUGACCAGCACCACGAAAAGUGAGCUGGUCGAGAGAGGCUGAGAGACCUGACAAUCUUGCAAAGUGCAAAUCAAAUCUUAAAAGUACCCCUAUGAGUUUUACUUGAAAUGUGAUGCCUGAAGCUUGCAGCAUGUUAACGAUUUUUAGAGGGGAUUUUUGAUAAAAAAUUUCUUCUUCUUCUGUCAUUUUGCAAUUUCUCUUCUUUAUGUUUUGAAGUGUGCAUGCACUUAACAUCUGCAGGAUAAAGACGUACUUAAGGGAAUGUACGGUGGCCCUGAGAGCUCACAGCGCUGCAACUUGAGAAGAUGUUAUAAUGUGAUAUAUAGCGUUAGCCUGCUAGCCCGUAUCAAUCACAUUGCUAAGUAGGUAAACAAAUCUAAUAAAUGAAUGAUACACAUUUUAGUUGGUCUCUCUCAACAGCACAGAGUUGGUCUUGUUGUGGUCUAUUUGAAUUGCAUUUUCCUAUUGUGUUGUGUUGUGGUCUCUGCAGCGUGUUUUCUAAAUGUGAUUGAUGAAGAUGUUUUCUCAAUUUGCUUGUGUCUUGUUUAUUUGCAUUUGUUUUCUUAAGUUGCAGUGCUGUGAGCUCUCAAUGCCACCAUAGGAAUGCCUUAAAAUAACCAUUUGUAUAUCAACUUCUCACCAUGUCUGAAGAAAACUUGGCCAAUAAUGUAGUAAAUCCUUUGCAAAUUGAAGUAAAUGGAGGCCAACAGCAAAACUAUAUCAAAACACCUGUUUCACUGGUGCCAAGAUGGUGACAGCCGUUAUUUCAGCUCUUUAGAAGCCCGUGGGUGUCGUCAAGGACGCUACAUCCAUAUUGUACACAGUUGUGGCGAGUCUCUGAUGAUGAAGUCUGAGACGAUUAUCUUAAAUGUUUCAAAUAUUGCAUGUCUUUAGCAAGUUGUGGGCAAACAAUUGGAUAAAUUAAACUUGCAUUAUACUGCAUGUCUUGUGUAAGAGUUUGUAAACCCAUGUUUUAAGAUUAAGUUUUGCUGUUAAACUCGACCUCCAUUUACUUCAAUUCAUUUUCAUUAUUUUACAACUUUUUUGGCAUUUUUUCAGAUUCCCCAGUCACCAUGGAGUUAUGCAAGAAAUACAAAUUUUGCUUCUGUUUACUGAGGUCGUAAAGCAAGUGAGUAGCGACUUUUUUUUUGCAGCUAGUGUGAUCGCCCUCUGCUGGCCACUAGAAAGAAUGCAGGUUUUAAUUCAUUUCUUCAUUGGCUUAAUUUAUCGGGGCCAAAGGUCAUAACGAGCUCUGCGUCCUGGUUCAUGAUCACAAAGGAUUUAAAAUGAAUAAUAGUCUGCUAUAAGUAAAACAGUGAAUGGAACAGCCUGAAACAGAAAAAUUCCAAUUAUGACCCAGUGGGACCCGACAUAAGAGAGGAAAAAUACUUAAAAAAUGUUAUGCUCUUAGGAAGAAUUAUUGCACUGAUUAAAACCAGACCUCUCAACUCAAACUGUGUUCUUCUUCUGGAUCGUUUCGGAUCUAAAAUCUAAAAUUCAUCACUGACUGGUAAAAUAGUGUAAAAAAACCCCAGCCAGUUCCAAUGUGAGGGCAGGAACUGUGAUCACAGAGGGAGGUUUGAUCUCGAUGCAGAUGUGCUGACUGUUGUUGUGCUUCACAGGGUUUCUGACCCAAAAGUCUUUGUUCUGCUGCUGGAACAGAACGUCCACGAGUUCCAUCCAUGUUAUUUGGUGCACUUUGGAUUGUUUUUCUGCAAGAAAGGGGCAGAUUAUUGAGCUGUUUUAUUCCAGUUUCUUAUUUCUAUAAGCAUGACAGUUUCCUUUAGGUAAGGCAAAUUAAUCCACAAAAAACAUAGAUUUUCAUUUUUUUAAAAGGAGCACUAUUAAACAUCACAAGAUUUUAUAUUUCAAUAAAAGUGACAAAAUGACAUGUUAAGGUGGAUAUUUUUUUAUAUGUCCUGGCUUAAAAUUGUUACCUGAGCAAACUGUGUUAUUAAAAGAAGCAGAUUUGGAUGGAUUUUUGUUCUGUGACAGCUGAAGGAGAAAGUUUGCCAUUUGUCUCUUGUUUAUUGAGGAUGAAUUUUGAAAAUGCUGCUGUCUUUGAUGUGUGAUGUGUAAACAAACUUUGAUGACAUAGAUAAGUUAAAACUGGUCGACUCUGGCUGAUGUGAGGGCGUGUUAAGCCAUUUUCAAACCAUAACAUGCAGAUUUUUAUACAUUUUGUAAGAAAAGGCAAUAUUAACACAAGCACUGAUGUGUUUCAUGACAAGACAGUGUAGCUUACAGUUAAAACAAACACAUUAAGAUGUGCAAUAAUCCUUUAAACACACUGACAAUCGCUUGAAAAUGUCAUGUUCAAAGGUAAAUUGUUCACACUCUUUGAUGCAUUUUUGUUUCUUUAAAAGCAUGAGUGGUUAGAGAGUAAUACUUGCAUUUAACUGCAUUAACAUGUGACUUUAAUGCCACAUUAUGACUAAUAAACACCAUACCGUAAGUGUAACGUUGUUCACUGUGAUCGCACACUUAUUUCAAGGAUGUUUCAAGUUUCUGCAAGCUGAAUUUUUUGCAAAAUAUUGCUGAAAGAGACUGAAGCAGUGAUUGCAUGCAUUGGAAAAUGGCCAUAGGAAAUGUUAAGUAUGUGCUUAUAAAGUAUUGGUGGUUUUUAACACAAGAGGGUCCUUUAAAUAUGUUUUUUCUCUCUCUCAAAUGUUCUGCCGUCAGUGUUUUUGCUUCACACGGGAGAUGUAAACUGUCACACGCACAACAUUUCUGGGUAAUAUCUCCUUCAUGAUGUUAAAAAAAAAGUUAUUUAUUUCUGCCACCAGGUGGUGCCAAAUGUUUCCAAGCAAAAGUAGAAAGAAUAUGACCCUUAUUUUUUGUGCCUUUCCUGCUUUUUGCGUGCAGUGUGCUCUAGAUAUCUGCAAGACAUGUUGCAGCCUUGCAACCUGGUGGUUUGUGCACUCUGUAAAUGAAUAAUCAACUAUAAAUGUCUAAAUUUGUACAAAUACUUUGAAGUGUUGAGGUAUGUGAGGAAAGGGCCAGGUUGGUUGAAUUAUCACUCAUAUAUAUGCAUGAAUAACAGCAUUGUCACAUUUGUUUAAUCAUGUUUUGAUAUGCAAAAAUAACAGCCCUGGACACAUUUUUAAUUUGUUCAGAAUUUUUCUGUAUAGUUGAUUAACAUUUCUGUUAUUUUCUUGUACUACUGAACAAAAUGUCCAGAUUUUCUCUACCAUGUUUAAGAACAAAACUAUAUGUUAGACAUAGAAGUGCUAAAUUUGGACGCAGAAUUAAGUGUUAUUAUUUUCUAGCUUGUUAAUCACUUUGCAACAACCAUAGAUCUAUCAUGUUAAGCAUUAAAUAUGUCCCAAUGCAAGGCUGGGAAUCAUUAUGCAUAUAUGAUAUGAUAUUAUUGUUGUUAUGGGGUUAAGUUUGACACACGUACAAAAAGUGUUAAUAUCUUCUUCUUUUU